GGGCUGUGAGACACUCCUCGGUAAGGAGACAUCGAACAGCACGACUUCUAUCGACAGCACAACGUAUAAACGUUUUAUUCACACACUGAAGUAGAAGCUCUCUCCCUCCAUGGCUACAAUGGCGUUAUUGACGUCAAUCUGCUUCCUGACGUCACUUCCUGUGCUGUACGCCAUGAGCCUGGACACAAACGUCACAGCUGAUAACGUCGCAUCGCCGUCGUUAGCAUCAGGCGCUGGAGGUCUGGAGAUGAGGAAGUUACGUCACGUGGAGGCGGAGCUCGAGGUGUUGAGGAGAACAGUGACGGAAAUCAAAGCUGGUGUUCAGUGCGGGUCACAGAGUCCACAUCCAAACGUGUUGAGAGAAGUGACGAGCGAAAUACAAGCGCUCCGUUCACAGUUUCAAGGUCUGCAGGUGCAAAGAGAGUUGUCCGUCCUGCGAUCUGAUCUUCUUCUCGCCCAGUCAGCCAUGCUGGCGGACACCGGAAGUAAGCCUGUGGACAGAACACCGCAGACAGGAGCCGUGUACGAGCGCUGGGGCAACAGUGGCUGUCCUAAUGGCACACAGCUGGUUUAUUCAGGUCUUAUUGGCGGCUCAGAGCACACUCACACUGGAGCAGCCGCCAACGCCCUCUGCUUGCCCUUGAACCCUGUCUUAGAGAACAACCCCGGCGUGAACCAUGUUGCUUAUAUCUAUGGAGCUGAACUCGAACUCGCCCCUCUUCCCAAACAUGACCUUGACCCCCUAUGCGCUGUAUGCCGCAGUCCACGGGCGACAAUCGUCAUGGUACCCGCUGCCAGUGCUUGCCUCCCUGGAUGGACACUUGAGUAUUCCGGGUACCUCAUGGCAGGAUACUACGGUCACCCUGCAGCGACAGAAUACAUUUGUGUCGACAGAGAGCAGCACACGCGCACUGGGUCCAACAAGAACGACAACGGCAAACUCUUUUAUUACGUCACUGCUGCCUGCGGUAGUCUCCCUUGCCCGCCUUAUGUAAGCGGGAAAAUGUUUCCUUGUGUCGUCUGCUCCAAGUAACGACCAUACACAUGCAGGAUAGAUGUCACUGGGUCACAUAAAUAUUGUAUACUUCAAACUCGUUCUUAAGUUAGUAACAUUUGUAUUUCUGUCGUAACCAAGCAACCGAGUCCUAAACCUUUUCUGUUUCCUUUUUUAUUAGCAGAUAUUUAAAUAUUGUAGCUCGCUCAUUUACUCACUUACAUACACGUGUUGACAUGACUAGCUGGCAAUGGCAUUUUAAUCACUAUAUACAUAGGAACUUUUAUUGACAACGCCCUGAAGUACACACUGGCCGGGCUGCUUCAGACUCUGUAGUAAACAUUCACCUGUCUGGGUUGUUAGUAACUGGAGUUUAUGAUUAGUUAGGAAAAUGGCAGACAAAAUUGUAAUUCUGAGCGAUCUUGCGUUCACAGAACAAUAAUAAACAAUUAAAUAUGUAUUCAAAACAAGCUGAUCUAAGAUGAGAAAGAUUAAACGAUAAACAUGCGUAUCUGCCUGUCUGUGUAAGUGACUUAGUCAACUACUCAAUCAGUCACUCAAUCACUCCCUCACUCAAUCAAUCAGUCUCUUAGAAAAUAAACAGAAGACAUUUCUAGAUAGUAUUAUAAAAUCUCAUUGUUUGUUAAGAUAAUAAAUAUUUUCCAGCUUUAUUAUUUUUGUACUGCAUUAGCCAAAAUGACAAAAUGAUAGCAGUGCUUCUGUACAGAACUGACAUUUUACCUUUUUCCAUAUUUUCAAACCAUUCGCCAAACAUUUAUUGCUGAGCCUGUUUCCCAGGCCUUGUGUUUCUCCUUUUGCCUUCAUAUACGCAUUGAGUUUCCUUGUCGAGAAAAAGGAAAUUCGAAUAAAUCACACGGACACAGAGUGAAAACACACAGCAGCACAAUCGCAUCUUUGAUACAGAAAACGGCUUCUUGUGUUAUCCAGGCUGGUCGUGGCCACAUCAUGACAAGAAUGAAAGCAGAUAUUAUCAAUGAAUAAUGUCAGCAUGGAGAGACGUAGGGCGACGGUAUCAGGAGAAGCGAAAACAAGUUUUGUUGUUGUUAUUGCUGCUUAUUACAGUUCUUCGUGUUGGCAAUAAAAAUA
Molecule: messenger RNA, 2101 nt
Organism: Pomacea canaliculata
Lineage: Eukaryota; Metazoa; Mollusca; Gastropoda; Architaenioglossa; Ampullariidae
Exons: 5
Coding region: 110-1033 (307 amino acids)
Source: RefSeq, a predicted model, not a curated record